UUUUGCGUGUUGCUAGCUUUCUGUGUGUUUGUGGUGGAAAUAUAGGGAAAAAAAUCCUUUCACCUAAUUCUCCUCCUCUAAAUUUCCCUUGCAAAAAAAUGUCAAACCAGCAAACUUCACUCCUCCUCUCAGGAAAUAACCUGUUCUAAAGAGUUUGCUUUGUAAGCGACCUGCCAGCGUCUUGCUGCUCGAAGGAGGGCUGGAGUAACGGUGCUGGUGCAGAGUGAAGGCGAGGAGGAGUUUGGUGUGGAGGUGAAGUUUAGCUCAGCCCCCGCCCCGUGGCCGCACCGCCCGGGCUGCAGGCAGCGAGCGAGCGAGCGGCUCUUACAACUUUCAGUGUGUGCCGUGCGGGGGGAGUGCGCUGCACUGCGCAUGAGUGUCACCCACGGUGACUGUUAAUUGUCCGUAUUUUUUCCUUUUUUUAUAUAUUAUUUUUUAUAAAAGGCCCGAGCGCUUGAAGAUGAACAAGCUGAAGUCCUCACAGAAGGAUAAAGUGCGGCAGUUUAUGGUCUUUACACAGUCCAGUGAAAAAACUGCAGUAUGUUGUUUAUCACAGAACGAUUGGAAAUUAGAUGUUGCUACAGACAAUUUUUUUCAAAAUCCAGAACUUUAUGUUCGAGAAAGUCUGAAAGGUUCAUUGGAUAGAAAAAGAUUAGAUCAGCUAUACAAUAGAUACAGAGAUCCGCAGGAUGAAAAUAAAAUAGGAAUAGAUGGUAUUCAACAGUUCUGCGAUGAUUUAGGAUUGGAUCCAGCUAGUAUCAGUGUGCUGGUCAUCGCAUGGAAAUUUCGAGCAGCCACACAAUGUGAAUUCUCGAAACAAGAGUUCAUAGAUGGUAUGACAGAUUUAGGGUGUGACAGCAUAGAAAAACUGAAGGUCCUACUGCCUAAAUUGGAACUAGAAUUAAAAGAUCAAGCAAAGUUUAAGGAUUUUUACCAGUUCACGUUCAGCUUUGCAAAGAACCCAGGCCAAAAGGGCUUAGAUUUAGAAAUGGCAAUUGCUUACUGGAAUUUAGUACUUGCUGGGCGAUUCAAAUUCUUAGAUCUAUGGAAUAAAUUUUUAUUGGAACAUCAUAAAAGAUCAAUACCUAAAGACACCUGGAACCUUCUGUUAGACUUCAGCUGUAUGAUUGCUGAUGACAUGUCCAAUUAUGAUGAAGAAGGAGCAUGGCCAGUCCUUAUUGAUGACUUUGUGGAAUUUGCACGACCACAAAUCACUGGGACAAAAAGUACAACUGUGUAGCAUUGGGAGCCUUGUUGCAGAAUGUACAUGAUGUGUACAGAAUGAAAAAUACAGCAAAUAAUGCACAGUCAUUUCACAAUUAGUUACUAAAAAUGCAGAUCAAUGGAUUGAAGUGAAGAUCAAACCUUUCAUUCUAUCUGGAGGAUUGUUAACACCAAAAAGGACUUUUCUUCAAUCAUAUCGUAUUCAUUUAAUGGUGGUUUGGGCUUCUGUCUUAGUCAGGACCUCUAUGUAAUUUCAUCAACAAUGAGUGUGAGUUCCGUCUGUAUACUCUUUGGGAUCCUGUACCAUUCAUCUUUUAUCCGUUUGGAGGACUUUUCUGAAAGGAUAAUUUUAUAGUGCUUUUCGACAUCGAGCACAUUGCUGCCUUCAGUUAGGAACUGAACAGCAUGCUUGGACACAGGAAAUCCGUAUUUGAAAUGGAAUCAAUUCAACCUUAGUACUAUUUAAAUUAUGUAAGCAGGCAGUUAAAUCAUCACAGAAUCUUGCUUUAGCUAAUCUUUGGCCAUUUUGUGUUCUAUGGCAGACUUCUUGUCAUAAAGUCUUAUUUUUCUAUGAAGACUACAUCAUACUAUGCCAAUGUACCAAAUUUGGUCCUGUUCCAUAAUGAACAUGGAAUUAGAAUGGUGCAGUUGUACAACUGAGUUCUGUGGUAAAUACUGUUUGUUUUUUUUUUGACAAAAAUAAAGUUACUCUUCCAUUCCCCUUCCAAUGCACUGCUUCCCUUUCCAGCUGAUGUAUUUUCUUAGGUUGCAUUUAAUCCAAGAAGCAUCUUGUCACCAUUCUGAUACUGAAUUUUGCAAUCUUGAAUUUUGCCUUCUGAUGUUUGCCCUGAAAGGUAUUUCCGGUUUCCUUUCCAGCUGCAAAAUACUCAAACUAUUGCUGAAUUAGGUUUUGACUAAAUGACUAAGUUGUUGACUGAGAAACUAAAAUUGCUCUGCUCUUUUCAACUUGAGCAGGCCUUUGCCACAUUUCACCUAAGGGAAAAUAAGUGGUUGACCUUACCUUUUUUAUAUACAAUAAAAUUAAUGGAAACGUGACUAGAAAUACCUCCGUCUUUUCGUUGGUGUUUGGAGCCGUUUAUUUUUCAAAGUCAAGUUAAAAAUGGUCUAUAUUUAAAAUUAAAGACAAUUAUUGUACACCUGCUUUGAUUUUGCAUCCCAGCUCAGUUCAUUAUUUUAACUUGACAUUUAUUCAGAGAGUAAGAAAGAAUUGGAAAUCUGUUGGUGUGAGAUGGACUUUGAUGCUUGUGUGCUUAGCUUGGUUUUAUUACUCCCUGCAUGGAGUGAGCUGUAAAUUAGAGGAUCAUGAAAUGUUUUAAAGAAAACUAAUCUCUAAGGUCAAUGUUGAGGUGAGCCUUUUAUGUCGUUACAUUUGCUUAAAACAUGUGGAGUAAUCCAUUUAUGUAGCUAUCAAAAUCUGCUUAUUGUAAAUGGCUCCCAUGUUUGUAGAAUGCAUUAUUCAGGUAAAUCUGAGAACUUUAGGAUAUUAUAAUGAGGAUAUAUAUCCAAAAUAUGAAUUUCAUAAUUGGGCCUUCAAAAGAAAUGUCCUAUACCAAUUUUAUUUGGGAUUUAAAAUCAUUUAAUAAACUUUAGAUGUUCUUAUGUUAAAUGGCCAUCUGAUGCACUUGACUUAGAUUCAGUUUCAACAUACCUCUAUGAUUCCUGAACUUGUGUUACAUCGGUUUCUUUCAUUUAUGAUAUUAGUGAUUGCAAAUUUGCUACCUGCCCAAUUAAGUUUUGACUUCACCCACUUAAUUAAUCCAAGUUAAAAUUAUCAAUCAGUCUUGAUGACUAAAUGCACUUAAGUAGUGGGGGGGAAAAAUGUGUUGAUUUUGAUGCAAAUUGUGGAAUGCCUAAAUGCAGCUCUUAUUUGAGCAGUAUGUUGUAAACCUAAUGAUUCAAUUAGUACAUUUCUGAGGCUGUUUUUUGAAACUGAACUUUUUUUAUAUUACUUUACCUCAGUACUGAUAGACCAGAGAAUCACUUUUUAAAAUAAACUUCAUUAACUUUUCAUUCACUAAAUCAUAAUGUAAAGACAUGUAAGUGAUUAUUGAAAGCUGGUCAUUUUAGAAAAUCAAUUUAAUUUUAAUUUGGAAAUUAUACUUCCAAUAAUUUUCUUUUGAAAUUGCAUGGUACAUUUCAAAGUGCAGUUCUACUGAUUUUAUUGCAGUGACACUAAGCAGAUGGAGCCAAUCCUUAUCAAGAUAUGUAUAUGAAAUAUAGAAAAUGCAGUUUUGUUGUGCAGGUUUCUCUAAUUUGGUGUUUAUAUUGUGCAAACAUAAUGUAUUUGAGUACUGUAUAAACUACGGAGUGAGUUGGAACUCCAGUCAUUUGCACAUGAGAUCAGAAGAUUCGUAAAAUGGCUAAGUAGUUAAAAUGAAGUUGUAAAAACAAUGUAAACUAAGUAAAUUUUGCAGCUGUUAAGCAUUGAUUUUUGGUUAUCGCUCAAAUUUAGGUACUUCUAAUGCCAAUAUAGUCUUUUAAAUCAAGACAUUAAAAAUAAAUCACUAUUUAAAGUGGUAGAUUUGGUUUCUUACUCACCGUUGCAGUCCACUUGCCUGCUUUCAGCAUGCACUUCGGCUUUGGAGAAACUCAGCAUACCUGCACAAUUGAUUUACAUGAAGUACACAUGUAUUCAAAUAACAGUCCAAACUUCUGCGUGUGCAACAAAACUGGAAAUGAACACAGCUAAGGUAAUUAAUGGCCACAUUUUAUUAUUUGUGUUUUAGUUGUGAGACUUCAUAAAGUCACAAUUGCAGUGAUGGAUUUCUUCUUCACAAUGCCAAUUAGUAGUCGUUAAUAUUGAGUAUUUUCUUCAGUACGUGCAAAUCUUCCUUCUAUAGCAUCUUUUAUGCACAUAUUUACCUGAGACAUCUCAUGGGGAGUUGAGUUGCAUCCCUCUAGAAUGCCCUACUGCUGAAGAAAUGUCAAUUUUAAUUUUAAUAUUGGUCCAAACAAAGCAACGUGCAUGGAGGGGAGCAAGUUGCUUGGUGAAUUGUUGGUGAGUAACUAAUGGUGCAAUUUUAAACAGGAUUUAGUUUUGCUCUCAGGUUGAAGUGGUUGCCCUAAAACUUCAUUCACUGCUAUUUGUAUGCAUGGCUGAACAUUUCUUUGUUACGUCUUUUAAAUGAUCCUCCAGCUUUCGACUCAAAAUGGAGAUGUUUUGUAGUUUGAAGCUUCUCACAUGCCUUGUGGGAAAACUGCGUGCAAGAUUUUUGGGAAUAAUUUUCAAAUAAACGAGGAAGGUACUUGUACAUAUAUAAUUACAUUCUUGCAUGCCAGGCCUUGUUUGGAGAAAAUGCACUUAGGCCUUUUUUGGUGUGUUCUAAAAAUGAGUCUGAUCCUUGAAACUAUAGAAUGAAAUUUAAAAAAACAAAUUAAGUAACUGUACAUUUUAAAUUAGUUGAUAGCCUUGGGAAGACAGAUUUGUAAUUAGUAAACAUUUAUUUCUAUUUUGUUUCCCCAUGCUACAUCAAUACCCAGCAGAGAGUAGGCAGUGGAUCUUUCAGAUCUUCUCAGGUUCUUAAAUUUUCUAUUAAUACAUUAACUUAGCUUAAAAGUUUUGGUCGUUCCCAUUUACGAACUCUUUAGUAACCAUGCUUAGUGUGACAUAUGUAGGAAUGUGUGAGUAUGUUUUAUGCCUCUCCAUUCUAAGAUUCAAUCCCCCUUAGUUGCCCAUUAAGAUGGCACUUUGGUUGUUCAUUAGUACUGUUCUCUGCAUUUGUAAACAGUCCUGGUGUAACUAACUAUUGCACUGAGCCAUUUGUAGUGAUUCGAACUUGCUCCAAAGCUGUUAACUAGCUUGGAAUGUAAUGUCCUUCUGUAAAUGGAAAUCACAUUUUAAGUUACUAAAAUGAUACACAAUGAUCAAUGAUGGCUUAAAACUGCCAUAGAACCGGUUUUGCUGUUGAAGGGAUUAAUGUUCCUCCUUCUGAUUCAGUUAUAACUUUAAUGCAUUAUUUCAAGAUGAUGAGAUCUGAAUUUUGGACUUUUAAAAAAAAAAUCUCCCUAUUAGUUUUCUCAUUAGAUGAUUAAAGUAUCUUUCUGUAGAUGCAAACAAUAAAAGUAACUUUCUUUAUUUAAAGAAACACUUGUACCUGUUGACCCAUUAAAGAAUCAUCUGCAGUGUUUAUGUAGUGUGCCAAAACCAUUGUCUUUUGUUGCUUGGCAUUGAAUAAACCAACAUGGUUUGGUGUAUUUUUGUCCUGUUUGGCCACAUCCUUGAAUAUGUUAAGGCCUGAAAAUGGCCUGUUCCUUUUGUAGUAUUUAAGGAAUGUAGAGAAUGGAACACUUGUUCAAGUUGAACAAUUGUUAACUAUGAAGUCUCCAUGGUUAUGGGACAGGGAAACAGUAUUGUAAUUCAGGCCUAAUAUAUAGUGCUUUGUACGUAUUGCAAUUCUGUACACUUGUAGGUAGCAUAUUUUAGAGUAUUGAGAGCGUGUUUAGGAAGAGCUUGUUUAAAUGAUUGUCAUGUAAAUUAUGUAAAAUUAUCUCUAUGGGCAAAUGUAUUGUAAAUUAAACAUGAUGAAAAUCUACAGGGUCCACUGAAAAAUGCCAAUAAAAGGGUUUUAAAACAAUUGACUUGAAGUAUCCAGUUGCCUGUUUACUAUGAAUUUAAAACACUCUUAAAAUUCAUUUUUAUCAUAUAUGUUACUUUUAAGCUAAAAGCCCAAAAUAGGUCAUUGUGGCCAUUUGCUUUACCUGACUGUUCUCUUAUUUCUAAUCACUUCCCUGCUUCAUUUUUUGCAUAUUUAUUUUCUCUAAGUCUUGAUUAGUGUAGGAAUAGUGUUUAUUUAGGAUCAAUAAGAUUUACUUUUUCUUUCCAUAAGUUUCAAAACUAGCUCCAAUAAAUUUGUUUCUUGAAUGCUUCAGUGAAUUGCUGUAGUAACUUUUUCUGGGUUGCUCAGUCAUGCUUUAGGGAGGUAAAGUAGUUUUGUUGCUUUGCUUUGAAUUUUAAAUGUGCUCCUUGAUUGUGAGUCAUACGGCUGAAACUAUUUUAUAAAUUCCUCAUCAUCAUCACAAACACUUCAAUUGGAUCACGUCAGUCAUUUUUCCAAGGAAGCAUGCUGAACAUAUCCAUUUCACUGGAGAUCAAUUUCUUGAUGUCAGGCAUCAGUUUGCUUUUAUUCUCCAUGGCAGUGAUGCACUUUCUGUAAAUGGUUACCAAGAUGCUUUCUCACUGAGAACUUGCUCAACAGUCCAACAAAAUUUCACUUGCUAGGCUAAUGUUGUACAAUAAUUUGCCAUUUUUGUGUCCAGGUAAAUACUAUUAAUUAUCUCAUUUAUCCAUUGUGGUUCAUGACCUCCUGUGUUUUAACUGGAACUUAGCUACACGUUCUUUCCUCAGUUCAUGUACCUAAAUUGAAUUUCCAAUUAUUUAACAUGCUGUAAUGCAUAAUUUGGUUACACUUUGCUUGAUCUCUUUCUGGGUUGUAAGAAACAAUUAUGUGCAAGAAACAUUGAUACAGAAGAUAGAGGUCAUUAAGUUCAUGUAGUCUGUGAUGUGCCAGUCUGAUUUUUGUAUUUGAGGAGAUGCCAUCUUUUGAAAUUAAGCAUUUAAAUUGAAAUACAUAGUGAAUGUUUAGAUAGAAAUAAAUGACUUAACAGUAAUGGUAAAAUGAUUUGGUUUUUAACAAUUAUCCUGCGAGCAUAAUCAGAAAUUGAUUAGAACAGUUACAGCCCAUGAAAAGGCCCUUUGGCUCCUGAUGUACUGAACUAAUUGAACUAGUAACUAAAUGCCAAACUUACUUAAUCCCUUCUACCUAUACAAUAUUCAUUCUCUGCAAGUUCACAUGCCUGUCUAAGAGACUAUAUUGUAUUUGUUUCUAGCAAACAUAUACAGAAGGAUAUUGGUCUCCUCGUUCAAGUGUAACCCAUCCUUGUAUAGGCCAAACCUUCCCCAGAAGAGAUCUCAAUGAUCCAGAAAUCUGAAGCCAUGUUCCCAGCAUCAAUUCCUCAGCUACAGACUCAACUGCUAAAUCUCUCAUCCUCCUGUUACUCUCAUUGGCUCAUGGCACAGGUAGCAAUCCAGAAAUUACUACCCUUGAGGUCCUGCCGUCAUCUUUCUACUUGGCUCCCUAUAUUCUCUCUUCAGGACCUCAUCUCUUUUCCUAACCUAUGUCACUGGCACUAGUACCUUUUAGAAUGCUGUGGAGUUAAUCCGAGACAUCCCAGUGUGGUGUCACGCAUCCAUAGAAUCUCCGGUCUGUCCCUCUAAGUAUUGAAUACCCUAUUAUUACUGCACUCUUCUCCCCAUUCCCUUCAUAGUCACAAAGCCACAUUCAGGUCAGAAAGCUGGUUGCUGCAGUUUUCUCAUGGUAGGUUGUCUUCCUCUUCCCACCCUUCCUUAAAAUCAACAGGAUCAAAAACAGUAAUUUGUAGUAAGGGGAGUGGUCAGGGGAACUCUGUAAUGCCUGCCUCUUCCCUUUCCCUAUCCUGACAAGUUACCCAGCUACCUGCCUCCUGCAAAUUGGGUAUGACUACCUUAUUUUUCUGUAUGAGCUGGAGGUCAUCCAGCUGCACCUCAAUUUCCAUAACAUGGUUGUUAAGGAGCUGCAGCUGGAUGUAAUUUGUGCAGCUGUAGUUAUCAGGGAGACUGGAGGUUUCAGAGUUCCCACAUCUCACACGAAGAAUAUACCACUGCCCCCAGAUCCAUUCUAACAGCAGUAGAUAGGCAGCAAUAGACAAAGAAAGAAACUUAAAGCUUAAGGCAAAGGCUCAAGGUUUCGAACUAAAGCCUGGAGCUAACCGUUCUAACACUGGUCCACUACAAGGGCUGCUCCCAAAAUGGCCACUCACUUAAACCUAACUUCCUUUUAUUGGUCUUUGCAAAGUGCAUAAUAAGAGGCCCAGAAAGUUGUUCUUAAAUCUCGUGACAUCAAUAGUGACAGUAACCCUUACCCGCUGUAAUCCAUUUCUUCAUCCACAAAUAAUCCAUGUUACCACUUCCACUGAUAGUCAUACCCUGAAAGAACUCCCAACAGAUUAGUCCCAUGUGGUAGUCAAACACAAAACUCAGCGGGUCAGGCAGCAUCUAUGGAAAGGAAUAAACAGUUUAUGUUUCGGGCCAAGAGCCAUUGACUCUCCGUAGAUGCUGUCUGAUCUGCUGAAUUCCUCAAGCACUUCGUUUUACUCUGGAUUUCCAGCAUUUGCAAAAUCUCUUUGCUUAAGGCUGGCAUAGCUGGGAAAGGCUGAAUGGGGAAAAGCCUCCCACUACCCAUUAAAUGCUCCCAAUGGCGGGCAUCUUAAAUAGCCACUGACUACCAGGUCCAGCUCCUGGCCUUCAUGUGUGGCUCAGCCUCUAAGCCCGGUGGAACUGUAUCUACCAACAGGAGAAUGGGCAAAGGUGGUUUACCUGCACCUUAAAACCAGUCACUUAGGACUGCUGUGGCUCAUCAGCUCAUCUAGAAGGAAAACUCUGACCUCAGACCUCUGCUGCCUUGCAACUAUAUGUGCCCACGGGGAAGGCUUUGGGAGUAAACCCUGGGGGAAAGUCUGGAGCUGGGGUCCCUAAAGCAGUCCUGUGUUGAGUUUAAUGUUGAAAGGCAGCUCCUGUGAUUAGCUGGUGCCAAACUGUAUUGGUCUCUGCAGUUCCUUUGGAUUCAUCAGCUGUAUGGAAAGGGAGAGUUUGUUACAUGGGUGACAGUUUGAUCUCCAUAUUGUACUUCCUGGUUUAUAUCAAUAAUGUAGAUAGCUAGGACACAACAUCCAUGAUUGACCAUGACCAACAGAAGGCCUAUCUAUAUACUGAUUUGCAGUCCCAUUUGAUUUUAUUUUCAUAAACUCAUGUUCAUUCUGCUUUGUCCUAUUCUUUUCAAGCUGUUCUGCUAUUACAUCCCGGCCAAGUUUAUUGCACCAAGAACUAUAGUGACUGCAGACAUAUUACUGCCAUUUUUGGAUGAGUGCUUCUGAACCCAUUACUACCACCCACCAUGCAUUAUCUAUGACUGCCAGUAGUAGUAAUGCUGAUGUAUAUUUGUCUUGUAUAUGCACUUCUGUAAACUUGUACAUCUACAGAAUACUUUUUAAAAUCUGUUAAUGUUGUGCUAAUCUGAUAUGUAAUGUGUUUUGCACCUUGGCCCCAGAGGAAUGUUGUUUCAUUUUGCUGUAUACCAGUGUACUGUUGAAUAAACUUGAACUUUUAGUCUAGUGA
Molecule: messenger RNA, 9394 nt
Organism: Mobula hypostoma (lesser devil ray)
Lineage: Eukaryota; Metazoa; Chordata; Chondrichthyes; Myliobatiformes; Myliobatidae
Gene: dcun1d1
Product: DCN1, defective in cullin neddylation 1, domain containing 1 (S. cerevisiae)
Exons: 7
Coding region: 461-1240 (259 amino acids)
Biological process (GO): protein neddylation
Cellular component (GO): ubiquitin ligase complex
Molecular function (GO): ubiquitin-like protein binding; ubiquitin conjugating enzyme binding; cullin family protein binding
Source: RefSeq, a predicted model, not a curated record